Molecule: messenger RNA, 337 nt
Organism: Dentiscutata erythropus
Lineage: Eukaryota; Fungi; Glomeromycota; Glomeromycetes; Diversisporales; Gigasporaceae
Source: the annotation of a GenBank genome assembly
AAUGGAAGACGAUUUAGGUGUUAUAACUGAUUUUGAAGAUUUGAUUGAAGACGUGUUCAAACUUCGUAAAAAGUUAAAAGCAAAAACCGGGUGUGUAGAAUGUGCUGGAAAUAAAAAAAUGAUCGAAUUGUGCAGAGCUGCAAUCAAAAAGCCCAUAAAAGCCCUAUCACUUAUCGAAAAUAUAAAAAAACUGCAAAAAGACUAUGAUGAGUUGUAUAUAAAGUAUCAAAGAGUCAACACCGAAUAUAUCAGAUUAACAAAUCCAGAAGAGGGGGAACAGAGUAACAAGAAAGUAAAGAACAGGCUCUCGGCAUCUAAUCAUUGGCUCUCCGAUUGA